Messenger RNA from Exophiala viscosa, 1861 nucleotides. RefSeq names its product MFS transporter, MCP family, solute carrier family 16, member 10. The record is from RefSeq and is a predicted model, not a curated record. Lineage: Eukaryota; Fungi; Ascomycota; Eurotiomycetes; Chaetothyriales; Herpotrichiellaceae. Gene Ontology annotation, molecular function: transmembrane transporter activity. Gene Ontology annotation, biological process: transmembrane transport. Gene Ontology annotation, cellular component: membrane. The transcript has 3 exons. The coding region runs from base 391 to 1773 and encodes 460 amino acids.
GUCCUACUGUGAGAAGAACCCGCUCGCAGAUGCAUCCAGAUAUUCGUCCGUUUGUUUGCGCGGCUCUGUACAAAAAGACUAAAAGCUCGCGUUUAUCAAAUGCCGAGCUGCACGUCUUUUUCACGGACUCGGUACGAUUGUGUUUUUACUUCCGAGUACGGACAUCGGGAAUAUCCCUUUCCCUUUUCCCAAACCUCAUUAAUAAUUCAAAGCCUUUGGGCAUCGAACCUUGUUGUUCUUCUUAUCAAAACUUACAGUCAUAUGCAGACGAUUGCCCCUACCUUUGACUGGUUCAGAGAGUACUCGUCGACCUUUCGUCAAUUCUGUCGCUUACGAUCUCAUUUCCACAGCCUGAUCGGACGGGUCGAAUCACAAUAAUUUGCCGCCAACAUGUCGUUAGAGCCUGAAAAAGAAGUCCCUGUCAACAAUGAACCAGAGUCUCAACUUCGAGAAAAAACCGGUGCAGCAGACACAGACUCACCCACCGACAGGUCUGUAACAUCUGCAGAGCAAAAUGUUCAGGUUGAGCCUGCAAAGCCGGGAUACAAUCCAUGGGCCGACCCUUCUUCUUUCCCCGAUGGUGGCACCAAAGCCUGGCUCGCCGUCCUCGGAGGAUUUUGUUGCUUGUUUAAUUCCUGGGGAUGGAUCAACUGCAUAGGAGUCUUUCAAGAUUACUACAUGGAGGUCCCACUCCGGCAAUACUCGGCAAGCACCGUCGCCUGGAUUCCCUCGGUCGAGACAUUCUUCAUGCUUGCAUGUGGUCCUUUUGCUGGAUACAUCUUCGACAACUACGGACCAAGAUACCUACUCGUGGCCGGUACCUUCCUGCACGUCUUUGGCCUCAUGAUGACCUCGCUAUCGACGGAAUAUUACCAAUUCAUGCUCAGUCAGGGUGUUUGCUCGGCCAUUGGAGCUUGCUUCCUCUUCACCCCAGCCAUGGCCUGUAUUUCGACCUGGUUCUACAAGAAGCGUGGCAUGGCCAUCGGUAUCUGCGCGGCAGGCAGCUCUCUUGGUGGCGUCAUCUUCCCCAUCAUUGUCAGCCACAUGAUCAAUGAAACCGGAUUCGGCUGGGCCAUGCGAACAUGCGCCUUCCUCAUCUUGUUCAACUGCAUUAUCGCUAUCCUGACGCUUCGCUCCCGAAUCCCGCCAGCGGGCCGUAAGUUCGAGUUCAUGGCAUUUGUCCGCCCCAUGCAAGAGGUUCCCAUGCUUCUGACCACGGCCGCCGUAUUUUUCUUCUACUGGGGAAUGUUCCCCGUCAUGAGUUUCAUCACAGCUGUUGGCAACGGACGCGGCAUGUCCCUACAACUGGCUCAAUACCUGGUUUCGAUUCUCAACGCCGGCUCCAUCUUUGGCCGUACACUACCCGGUAUUCUAGGCGACAAGAUCGGACGGUUUAACGUGAUGAUUGCAUUCUGCGCCUUGACCUGUGUCUUUAUGCUCGCCAUCUGGAUACCAGCCAAGAGCAACGCUGGCCAAUUGGUCUUUGCACCGCUGUUUGGGUUCAGCUCGGGCGCAGCUAUCGGCUUGACUCCUGCGCUGAUUGCUCAGAUUUCGCCUAUCCGCGAGAUUGGUAUACGCACUGGUGCUGUCUUUGCUGCCGGCUCCAUCGGUGCAUUGACUGGCAGUCCCAUUGGAGGUGCCCUGAUCAGCCGCGACAAUGGAGGGUACCUGUAUAUGCAGGUCUUUGGUGGCUGUACCUGUAUUGUUGGUGUCCUAUUCUUUUUGGCUGCCCGUAUUAACAUUGCGGGUCUGGAACUCAAGAAAAAGGUGUAAAUCAUUCGAUAUGAUUCGAUCACGGAAUCGCAUUGGAAAUUUUGCUGUACAAUUAGCCACAUAAUAAUAGACUCCUCUUCGAGAUACC